CGCACAGCCUGCGGGUGUUUUCCCCUGAGCGCGUGUGGUGCGCGUGUCUGUGUGUGUGAGUGUGGGAGGGGUUUGCCGGAGUCUCUUGGUCCCUCUAAUUAGCAGCGUGUUCCGGUCAGACAGUCAGUACAGGGACCUGUCCGAGGCGCAGAGGGAUCCGGGGCCAGUCCACCUGCGCGGUGCCUCUGACCGUGUGAAGUCACACUCUGGAUGUCCUGCUGCAAACAGCCCAGUUAACGCCCAGUUAACGCCCAGUUAAGGCCCAGAGAUCCGUUCCCUCUGGUGUUUCUGUGCUGUGCAGUCCGCGGCUCCACCAGCGCUCCCGGGGUCCCACAGCUGCUGCGUGGCGUGUCCGACCUCCGAGUCAGCGCCAGGACUUAAAGCCGCUCCAAAGAUGAUGUCCUACAUAAAACAACCUCAUUACACCAUGAACGGCUUGAACCUGCCGGCUCCUGGGAUGGAUGUCCUCCACACAACCGUGGCGUACCCACCCACUCCCCGGAAGCAGCGCAGAGAGCGCACCACUUUCACUCGGACACAACUGGACAUCCUGGAAGCUCUGUUCUCCAAAACCCGCUACCCAGACAUCUUCAUGAGGGAGGAGGUGGCCCUUAAGAUCAACCUGCCUGAGUCCCGUGUGCAGGUUUGGUUUAAAAACCGUCGUGCUAAAUGCCGCCAACAGCAACAGCAGAGCAGCGGCCAGUCUAAGCCCCGCCCUCCAAAGAAGAAGGCCUCACCAGUCCAGGAGCCCAGUGUCCCUGAUCCAGUUCCUAACCCAUCUGGCUCUUACAGCCCCUCCUCAGCCCAGGCAGCUGGCCCUAGCCUGGCCCAGACCUCCAGCACUGGAAACACCGCUGUGUCCAUCUGGAGCCCGGCCAUCUCGCCCCUGCCCGACCCCCUGGCCUCCUCCUCAGUGCCCUGCAUGCAGCGGCCAUCGCCCUACCCCAUGAGCUACGGCCAGCCAUCAGCAUACAGCCAGGGCUACGCCAGCACCACCUCUUAUUUCACUGGCCUGGACUGCAGCGCCUACCUGUCCCCCAUGCACUCGCAGCUGUCAGGCACUGGGGGGGCCCUCAGUCCCAUCACUGUCCCUUCUAUGGGGGGCUCACUGAGCCAGUCCCCAGCCUCUCUGUCUUCACAGGGCUACAGCACCGCCUCUUCCCUGGGCUUCACCUCUGUCGACUGCCUGGACUACAAGGACCAGCAGGCCUGGAAACUGGGCUUCACAGCUAUGGACUGCCUGGACCACAAAGACCAAAACUCCUGGAAAUUCCAGGUCCUCUAGAAAGUGAGGAAGGGUGUGGUUUCGUUCAACCAGUGUGAGAUAGCAAAGCAGUCCAGCCGGGAAACUUUUUAUUGUUGAUUCAUUUUCUGCUUUUUUCUCUGUCUGAGCGUGAUCGCUGUAGAAAACACCGUCCUGUCUAAGAAGAAAGGAUGUCGAUGCCGCCUGCUGAUGUUUCUGUUUAACCAACAAUCUAGGGAAGAAAACUCAAUUCUAGUGUAUGGACAGAAAUACACACACACACACACACACACACACACACACACACACACACACACACACACACACACACACACACACACACACACACACACACACACACAUGCUAUCUGACUGGUUUGAGGUCGUUUAGAGCUCUCAGAGCUUUUGUGUUUGUAAAACUUUUAGUUUCAUGUUUUUAUUUUCACCUGUUUGAUGAGAAAAUAGAUUUCCUGUUUUAGCAACGUGACACAUUGAAAUAAUUUCUUCUUCCGUACCUCUGAGGGUCAUUAGGGUGUAUUUGGAGGUUCUGGUGCCUGUGAGGAUGUGUGCGACAGAACCUGAUCCACAAGCUCACCUUAAGAAUGGAUGGCUGUGAUGGAGUCCAGUUUGGACCUGCCAUGUUUGUCAAGUGGUCUGAGUGGUUCUCACUGGUCCAUCUUGGUUAUUUUAGCUCAGCUCAUUCUGGGAGUGACCCAAUCCUCUUAGCCUCCCUUCAGCGAUGUCCUAAGUGAAUUAGUUAGGAUUAUUGUCCACCCCCCACCUCCCCACCUCUACCUCUUGUGCCCCCUCCAUCCCUGACUCUGUCAUUGUUUCCCUUCACCUGGUUGGUUACUUUUAACUGUUUCUGACUCGGUUGUUUUCUGUACAUCUCAUAAGUGAUCAUAAUAACUGACAAUAAAUGAGUUUUAAUAUUUUGUCUCAGG
This is a messenger RNA of Nothobranchius furzeri (turquoise killifish), 2187 nucleotides long. RefSeq names its product cone-rod homeobox (gene crx). Gene Ontology annotation, biological process: multicellular organism development; regulation of transcription by RNA polymerase II. Gene Ontology annotation, molecular function: RNA polymerase II cis-regulatory region sequence-specific DNA binding; DNA-binding transcription factor activity, RNA polymerase II-specific. The record is from RefSeq and is a predicted model, not a curated record. Gene Ontology annotation, cellular component: nucleus. NCBI's taxonomy places the organism in Eukaryota, Metazoa, Chordata, Actinopteri, Cyprinodontiformes, Nothobranchiidae.